GUGCUGACAAUGGAAGCUACACAGAUCAAUAUGUCUCAAACCCCACUCGUGAACAGCACCACCAAGCUGAAGAGAAGCAAACCACGGGUGAUGUCCAAAAGUGGUCACAGCAAUGUGAGAAUUGACAAAGUUGAUGGCAUUUACCUGCUUUAUCUUCAGGAUCUGUGGACCACUGUAAUUGACAUGAAGUGGAGAUACAAACUCACAUUGUUUGCUGCUACUUUUGUCAUGACCUGGUUCCUUUUUGGGGUCAUUUACUAUGCUAUGGCAUUUCUGCAUGGAGAUUUGGAAGGGGGCAAAUUCGCUCGCAAACAUGUCCCCUGUGUGACAAAUGUUAACUCACUGACGGGGGCAUUUCUCUUCUCUUUGGAGUCCCAGACAACCAUUGGCUAUGGCUUCCGUUUUAUCACUGAGGAAUGUCCCCAUGCCAUUUUCCUCUUGGUUGCUCAGUUGGUUGUCACAACAUUGAUUGAGAUCUUCAUCACAGGAACCUUCCUGGCCAAAAUCGCUAGACCCAAAAAAAGGGCAGAAACCAUUAAAUUCAGCCAUUGUGCAGUCAUCACCAAGCACAAUGGACACCUUUGCCUUGUGAUCCGAGUGGCAAACAUGAGGAAGAGCCUCUUGAUCCAGUGCCAGCUGACUGGAAAACUUCUCCAGACCUAUGAAACCAAAGAAGGAGAGAGGAUUCUGCUUAAUCAAGUCAGUGUCAAAUUCCAUGUUGACUCUUCAUCAGAAAGCCCUUUCUUGAUCUUACCUUUAACUUUUUACCACAUAUUGGAUGAGAGCAGUCCUCUCAGAGAUCUUACACCUCAGAACCUGAAAGAGAAAGAUUUUGAGCUUGUGGUCCUCCUGAAUGCCACUGUUGAAUCAACGAGUGCAGUCUGCCAGAGCAGAACAUCGUAUGUUCCAGAGGAGAUCUUCUGGGGCUUUGAGUUCAUGCCCGUGAUUUCUCUGUCUCAGAAUGGGAAAUAUGUUGCAGAUUUUAGUCAAUUUGAGGUGAUUAGAAGAAGUGCAGACUGUACCUUGUACAGCACGGACUCUGAAAAGCAGAAGCUAGAAGAACAAUAUAGAAAGGAAGAUCAGCGAGAGCGAGAGCGGAGGACAAUGAUGUUGCAGCAAAGCAACGUUUGA
Molecule: messenger RNA, 1131 nt
Organism: Varanus komodoensis (Komodo dragon)
Lineage: Eukaryota; Metazoa; Chordata; Lepidosauria; Squamata; Varanidae
Gene: KCNJ15
Product: potassium inwardly rectifying channel subfamily J member 15
Exons: 1
Coding region: 10-1131 (373 amino acids)
Biological process (GO): potassium ion import across plasma membrane; regulation of monoatomic ion transmembrane transport
Cellular component (GO): plasma membrane
Molecular function (GO): inward rectifier potassium channel activity
Source: RefSeq, a predicted model, not a curated record